This is a messenger RNA of Acanthaster planci (crown-of-thorns starfish), 5230 nucleotides long. RefSeq lists its product as uncharacterized. Lineage: Eukaryota; Metazoa; Echinodermata; Asteroidea; Valvatida; Acanthasteridae. Gene Ontology annotation, molecular function: serine-type endopeptidase inhibitor activity; calcium ion binding. The record is from RefSeq and is a predicted model, not a curated record. Gene Ontology annotation, cellular component: extracellular region.
ACAUUUCUGGACUUCUCGUUACCGUGCAAACGCCGUUCCACGCUCAGUUUCGUCUGCAAAUCGUGCAACGUCAGACGGUAUUGGACAGGCAGCCCUGCUUCCAGUGGGGUCAGAUCACCCCGUAAGUGGACAGGACAAGCUACACAAUGGCGGUGUCCAGGACUCUCGUCCUGUUAGCAGCAGUAGUCGCCACCGUCACUGCAGGAUCAGUUCCGACGUGUCAAGUGUUCCAGACCAAAAAGAGCAAAGACUUACAGUGGUUUCCAGGCCCUCUUCCGUCGUCAUAUUUUCGAUUCAACUUCAGAGUUGCUGCAGUUGGUGACGUGAAGAUUGUACUCUCAGACGGCAAGGGUCGCAGAAGUGACCGAGUCACCAUCCUUCUUGGUGACAAGCAAAAUUCCCAGUCUUCCAUCAGACGUAGGCGUCAGGCGUCAAAGGAGAUCCAGUCCACUGCAAAUGAAUUAAUUUGUGGAGAAUACAACAGCUACUGGGUGCAGUUUGAGCCAAGAUCCGUCAAGGUGGGACGAGGUAGCGAGAGGGCUGAGUUUAUGAAGCUUGAUUUCAACAAACCACUGACCCCCAAAUUCUUGGGAUUUGGAACAAGCAAAAAGAACGUGGGCCUCUUCACCUUUGAUGAUAUUGAGAAUCAGCAGGUUGAUCCGUGUCUGCGCUCCCCUUGCGUUCACGGAACCUGUCGCCCACUGUCCGAUGGCUUCGAGUGUGACUGCUCAGAUGGAUAUCGUGGACAAUACUGCGAAUUAAAACAAGAGCCUGAAGUGAUUUCUCUCCCCCCUGAGAAAGAAGUAUCAUGUUCGAAGGUGAGGUGCAGAAAAGCUUGCCCAAACGGCUUCGAAAAGGACGAACGAGGAUGUAUGACUUGCAUAUGCAAACCACGCAUGCGUUUCGGUGAAUGUCCAGAGGUGUCAGCUAAAACGUCCGUGGUUGGAAUUUGUGUUAACGAGUGUUCAGAUGACGAGAGUUGUCCUGACGGGAGGAUGAAAUGCUGCUCCAAUGGCUGUGGUCGUGUUUGCAGAGAACCUUGCAAGCCAGUUUUCUGCAGACUUGGUUGUAAGAAUGGAUUCGCGAGCAAUAAUGAAGGAUGCAAGAUUUGUGCUUGCAAAGACGAUGACAGUGGACUGCCAGAUCCUCUGCUACCUGACCUGGGCUUGCCAGGUAACCCAGAGCCCGAGGAGGAGGAGCAGAUAGAAGAGCCGAAGAUUGUCGAAUGUUUUGGUGACACCAAGGAGGUGACAGUUACCGAAGAUGUAGACACCAGUGUCACCCAGGAAUUCGAGAUUGAAAAGGAGGACCCUUCCGACGUCAUCUUCCAUUCGGACGGUGGGAAGCUAAUCAAAAUAGAGGUGGAGAAGAAAGAUAUAUGCAUCCUGAACUCCCGUGGAUUGAAACUGAAAUAUGCACAGCUACCGCAGUGGGCUUGGCAACUGAAAACAGUGCAGAUAACCGUACGAUUUGUCACCACUGGCUUCAACGUCUUCCUUAAAUCCUUGUCAGAAGACAUGCCAAUAGUUGAGUACAGAAAGCCUGACAGAAAGGCGUUCACGUGCAAAUCGAUUGGAUUUCUGUCCAAAGGGAAGAGAAAAUCCAGGCUGAAAUACCUGAAACGACGAUUCAGACUGGGCAAACGAGGAAAGAAGCGCUUCAGGAAACCCAUCAAGAAGUACAAAGGAAAGAAACGCCCAAAGAAGCCUAAGACUAGAGGCAAGUCGCGAUCGAUCAGCUUCUCCUUUUCCAUCUCCAAGAAUAGAAAAGGCAAGAAACACUACAAGAAACUCAAGUCUAAAGGUGGCAGAUCGAGGAGCUUCUCGUUUUCCAUCUCCACGAAUGGAAAAGGCAAGAAACACCUCAAGAAACUCAAGUCUAAAGGUGGCAGAUCGAGGAGCUUCUCGUUUUCCAUCUCCAGGAAUGGAAAAGGCAAGAAACACCUCAAGAAACUGAAAACUAAAGCUGGCAGAUCGAGGAGUUUCUCGUUUUCCAUCUCCACGAAUGGAAAAGGCAAGAAACACCUCAAGAAACUCAAGUCUAAAGGUGGCAGAUCGAGGAGCUUCUCGUUUUCCAUCUCCAGGAAUGGAAAAGGCAAGAAACACAACAAGAAACUGAAAUCUAAAGGUGGCAGAUCGAGGAGCUUCUCGUUUUCCAUCUCCACGAAUGGAAAAGGCAAGAAACACUACAAGAAACUGAAAUCUAAAGGUGGCAGAUCGAGGAGCUUCUCGUUUUCCAUCUCCAGGAAUGGAAAAGGCAAGAAACACAACAAGAAACUGAAAUCUAAAGGAAAGAAACACCAGAAGAAAAAUGGAUCUCAAGGCAAUGGCGGCGGCAGAGAGAUCAUAAUUGAGACCAAGGAAGAGACAGAGAGGAAGACAAUCACCUUAAAGCCGGGCCAGUUCCAGGAGGUUGAGGGAAUUGCUGGCUACGAGACAAGUGUCAGUUUUGCAUUGGACCCCGAGGACGGCAUAAUAUUCCGCUUGACUGAGCAAAGGGGCUCGGACAAGGGAAGGACGUUGUCGUUUGUCAUAGAGAAGGAGUGGAGUUACAUGCAGUAUGACGGCCAGAUCCUAGGUGAGAAAGUGGCAACCCGCAGCGGCAUCCUCAACAGUGGUAGAAAGUCAUUCUGGAUCAAGCUACCAGCCUGCACCAGUGAAGAGUUCUGGUUCGAAUUUGGUAUCAAGGGUGAAGCCAGCGAACUUUUGAGAGGGAAGAUUCCCGACGUCUUGUUUAGGCCAAAAUACAUCGAUGUAUCUGUCACCGUUACGCACAUCGAGGAACAAGUGGUGGAAAUACACUACCCAAACUGGAUACCCCUCGGGGGAGUGGAAAACAAGAACUACAAGUUUCAAGUGACCUCCACUGAAGUUGCUCUGGUGGCCAUACAGUCAAGUGAUGAGGCAGAGGGACAGAUCAUCGCAGAAUUCGGCUGUCCUAAGAAUCCCGGUUGUCGGAUCCAGAGGUGCGACGACAAAGAAGCCACGAAAUGUAAAACCCUCGUGGAGCCUGCCGACCAGUCUAUCUGCCGAGGGCUUGCCGAGGACCGAAAGCUGUGGGUGAAACUUGUCGGUGAGAAACUCAUCAUGGGGCUUGAUAAUGAGGGCGUCCAGCAGGUCGUGGCUGAGUGCGAGGAUAGCUGGAUUAGCCAGUCGAGACUGUUAGCAAUUGGAACAAGAGGCCAUGGCAAGUGGACGACGUAUUAGACAAAACAACCAGCGCAAUGGAAAGAUUUCCACAUCAUCAAGAUAUCAUUUACGAGUUGUAUUUCCUGCAUUAAAGGAUGCUACGAGAAAAGGGUGUGACAAAGAUUGUAAUUGGUAUUUUUCCUUGUUUUUUAGGUUUAGGGUCAGAGAGUUACUUUGUGGAAGAUUUUGGCAUUGCAGUAAAAUCUAUUCAGUGGGGGAGGUAUGCUUGACUUAUAUUUAAACUUCAUUCUCGAACUUGAUGAGGAUAUUUACAUUGUCGUUAUUUAUAAUGAACUUAUCAAAUGUCAGUAAAAUUUAGAUGUACAAUGUUCUUAUUGGGUAAGCCAAAAUUGUGAUAUUCAAACCAUGAAAGGAAGUUAUGAGGACUGUUCUUUUCAACCAUUGUCCUUACCAAGAACAAUUUACAAGUCAAAUCUAGAGCUUAUGUGGCGAUGUUACCAUGACAAGUUCAGUUUCAAGAUACAUUCGUAGGAUCUUUACACAUAUUUUUAUCUAAUGAAAGCAAAAAGGAAAAUUCCCAGAGGUUGGACCCCGGGAAGCUAAUGCAAAGAUUGGUCUCAUAAACAAAACUUCAUCCCUAUCAAGCAAUAAUAAAAUAACUUAAUGAAUGAUGCAAGAGGGCAAGGAAUUCAUAAUGAACAUACGUUGUGGCGGGAAACCGUCGAUGCAGUCAGCAGAUUUGAGGUUUAGCGGGCCCAACUGGAGGGAGAUAUUUGGUUUGGGUAAAAUCUUUCGUUUUUGCUCAAAAUUUACCAUUCGGAGAUAACCAUUGUUUUGGCGCAUUUGUAUGAUCCGCUGUCCGUCGUUGUGUCAAUCUUUUUCAAAAUCACAAUUAUACUAUGCGGCUUUUACAGUGAAAUUUACCCAUUUCAAAUAGCGUCCGAUUGUGUCCAGCAUGCUCCUAGAUGGCUAAUGGCACGAGCUUCAAGAGAGAAUUAUGAAAAGCAAAAGUUUCAUUUUGUCGAAAUUUUUUCUUCAAUUUGGGUUUUCUUUAAUGGUUUUUUUAGCUUUCGUUAUUUUUCCAAAUUCAUAGUCCAUGAAUACAUAUAGGCCUACUCCACAGUUUCACAGUCAAGCUGCCUAAAAGUAUAGAUAGUUCACAGUCAACAAGAGAUUGAUAUGACAAAAUGAGCAUUCAUUAUUACUCUAUUAUAAUAUUAUCCCAUUAUGUUCCGUACAAAGUCGUUUUAUGUCUUCAUGAUGUAAAUUAAUAGGCGUAUGAUUAUUCAAGAGUCAACACUUCCAGCGGUUUGCUUUGGGACUUCAGUUCGUUUUAAUGUCAAAUUAUUUCAUAUAAACAAUACUUAAACAGACCAUCACUGGGAGAAAAUGAAAUUAAAACAACCCCAAAUUGAACUUUGCGUGUUAAAGGUUCAGUCCAACUCCAACAUUUGCAGGUAUCCUUACGAAAGUAUUAUUGAAAAGCAAACUAGGUGUAAAGAUGGUUAUGAGACUAGACACCCUUUAAAUUAUUCUAUUUGGCAUUUUCGACAUCAUGGGAUAUCGUCUUUCGUUGAAUAUACAGGAUUAAAUGAGAUUAACUUCAUCAGGUUCGUUCUUAGGAAACCCAUGUUUAAUUUAAAUCUUGAGUUUGGUUGUUUCCUCAGAGGAAUAUAAUGCAGAAAUGGCAAAUGAUAGACUACAUCUUUAGCACGAUUCAAAAAUAGCAGUGCUUUGUUUAAUGACCACUCAUAAUGUAACUUUGUGAACGUUUCCCCAUACUGACAGUAAUAGUUUUCGAGAUUUGAUGAAAUGCAUUAUAUUUUAUAUAAUGUAUGCUUGGUUGGCCGUUCUCAUAAAAGCAAAAUUUUAUUUAAAUUUCAUUCAGACAACAGUUGAUUUUUUUUCAUGGGGCAAUUCAUGAUCCUGGAAUUAACACAACAUUAUCCUGUUUUACAUACUGAACUUUGUUUGAUUAGCUUAAACAAUAUUUAAACUGUAUUGUCUUAAUUUUGGUGUUGGACUUAGCCGUUUAUUUGAAUUAGGUGUUGAAGGGACAAAUUAAAUUACUCAAGCAUUCA